Messenger RNA from Medicago truncatula (barrel medic), 944 nucleotides. Its product is annotated as receptor-like protein kinase THESEUS 1. The record is from RefSeq and is a predicted model, not a curated record. Bases 19 to 783 code for a protein of 254 amino acids. Gene Ontology annotation, biological process: protein phosphorylation. Lineage: Eukaryota; Viridiplantae; Streptophyta; Magnoliopsida; Fabales; Fabaceae. Gene Ontology annotation, molecular function: ATP binding; protein kinase activity. The transcript has a single exon.
CUUUACUUGAGAAUUGAGAUGCAACAAGCAACAAAUUGUUUUGACGCUGAGCUAAUAAUUGGAAAAGAAGGAUUUGGCAAAGUGUACAAAGGAACGCUUGAAAAUGGAGAAGUAGUAGCUAUCAAAGUAGCAAAUCCUGAAUCUAGACAAGGUCUCGGUGAAUUCCAAAACGAGAUUGAGUUGUUGUCUGGUCUUAGUCAUUCAAACCUUGUCUCACUUGUAGGUUGUUAUAACGAAGACUCAGAACUGAUUCUUGUGUACAAUUACAUGGCAAAUGGAUCUCUCAGCAGUCAUCUAUAUGGGAGAGACUUUGUUCCUCUAUCUUGGAAGCAACGCCUAGCGAUAUGCUUAGGGGCUGCAAAGGGACUUUUAUAUCUUCACACUGGAGCUAAACAAAGCAUAAUUCACCGUGACGUGAAGACAACAAACAUUCUCUUGGACAAAAAGAUUGUGCCAAAAGUUUCUGAUUUUGGCAUAUCGAAAAAGGGUCCUAUUCUUGAUAAGAGUCACGUUACAACUAAUGUAAAGGGUAGUUUUGGCUAUGUUGAUCCUGAAUAUUUUAGGACUAAGUUUCUAACUAAGAAAUCAGAUGUUUUCUCUUUUGGAGUGGUGUUGAUUGAAGUUAUAUGUGGAAAACCUGCUUUAGAUGAUGCCCUUCCAACGCAACAGAUGAAUUUGGCAUUGCGGGCAUUAAGUUGCGAUAAAAAGGGUACCUUUCAUGAAAUGAUGGACCCAUAUUUGAUUGGCAAAGUGAAUAUGGAUUCUCUAAACAAGGUUUUAUAGUUGGCAUGGAAGUGCUUGGAGGAGCGUCGGGAGAACAGACCACCGAUGGGGUAUGUAUUAUGUCAACUAGAAGAGGCUCUCCAUCUUGAGUUGGCAUCACAUGUUUCGAAUGAGAAUGAGGAUUCUUCUAUUCACUCCAGUGUAGGAAGUGGAUUUACGGA